Molecule: messenger RNA, 1321 nt
Organism: Cucumis melo (muskmelon)
Lineage: Eukaryota; Viridiplantae; Streptophyta; Magnoliopsida; Cucurbitales; Cucurbitaceae
Product: GDSL esterase/lipase At1g09390
Exons: 5
Coding region: 115-1203 (362 amino acids)
Cellular component (GO): chloroplast stroma
Molecular function (GO): hydrolase activity, acting on ester bonds
Source: RefSeq, a predicted model, not a curated record
CCAAACUCAAAUAACAAAAAAAAAAAAAGAAAUAAAAGCACGGCAUCUAAUACCCAUACUUUAAAAGAUCCAACAAAUUAAAAAAGCUUCCAGAGUUCUUUCGACUCCGCAACAAUGGCCGCCAUUGUCGGUCUCUUCACUCUUCUUCUUCUCCAUCUUCUUUUUACUCUCGUUUGUUCUCACUGCAUUGCCCGGCCGCCAGUGAUCUUUAAUUUCGGGGAUUCCAACUCCGACACCGGCGGCCUUGUCGCCGGACUUGGGUUUCCAGUUCUUCUCCCCAAUGGACGAUCCUUCUUCCGCCGAUCCACCGGCCGCCUCUCCGACGGACGUCUUCUCAUCGACUUUCUCUGUGAAAGCUUGAACACGAACUUGUUAAACCCUUACAUGGAUUCAUUAGCAGGAUCAAAUUUCAAAAAUGGAGCAAACUUUGCAAUUGUUGGAUCCUCCACUCUCCCCAAAUAUGUUCCUUUUUCUCUCAACAUUCAAGUCAUGCAAUUCCUUCACUUUAGAUCCCGAAUGCUCGAACUUCUUAACGGCAAUCUCGGUCAUGGUAAUUUGAUUGACGAUAGCGGUUUUAGGAACGCGUUGUACAUGAUCGACAUCGGCCAAAAUGACAUAGCUGACUCUUUUGCCAAAAACCUCUCGUAUUCCCAAGUGAUUAAUCUAAUUCCAUCAUUCAUUUCUGAAAUCAAGAAUGCUAUGAAGGCAUUGUAUGAUCAAGGAGGAAGGAAAUUUUGGAUACACAACACAGGACCAUUAGGUUGUUUACCUCAGAAACUCUCAUUGUUUCCCACGAAAGAUCUCGAUCGACACGGAUGCAUUUCCAGCUUCAAUGCCGCAGCGACAUUGUUCAACACAGCGUUAAAAAGUUUAUGUCAGAACAUGAGAAAUGAAUUAAAAGAUGCAAAUAUUGUCUAUGUUGAUAUCUACACUAUCAAAUAUAAUCUCAUUGCAAACUCUUCAUUAUACGGUUUUCCCAAUCCUCUAAUGGCGUGUUGUGGCGCCGGGGGACCUCCAUACAAUUACAACAUUAGAGUGACAUGUGGUCAGCCAGGAUAUGAAGUUUGUAAUGAAGAUUCAAAGUUCAUAAGUUGGGAUGGCAUUCAUUAUAGUGAAGCAGCAAACAAGAUUGUGGCUUCAAAAGUACUUUCAACAGCUUAUUCAACUCCACCUUUGCCUUUUGAUUUCUUUUGCCACAAUUGAUUUCAUUUCAUAUCAUUAAGAAACAACUUGUUUUUCGUUUUUAUCGGUUGAGUUCAUGUAUGUGUCGCUGCUUCACUUGAAACAAUUUUGGAGCCCAAUUAUAUAUUCUUUGCACAAU